UUUAUCAGCAAUGUUUUAUUUUUAACAUUUGUUACUGGUCAGUUAAGAGAUAUUUUAUUCCAUUUUUAAAUUUUUAGCCUUCAUUCGGGAAAUUGCCUUGGGAAAUGUCAAAAUUUCGAGUUUGCCUAUAAGUUAUUCAAAAUUAUUGUUUAAAUUACAGGUUCAGCCACAUUUUGCGUGAUUUUUAAAAUGGUAAACUAUAAACUACCCACUUUGCAACAAUUCCUAAAGAAAAAAAAAAUCUACGACCACCAUGAGCCAGUAUGGGUUUACCUUGAAAGAGAGAUGAGAGAAAAUGUUGAUAAGAAGCCGUAUAACGAGAAAGUGGGCAAAUGGCUUCGGUUUUUGAAAGAUUUAAAAUAUUAUUAUUAUUGUGAACAAAAACGAAAAGUGAAAAGGUUAAACCGGGAAGUCGGACCACCUUGGUAUUGCGAGCUUUCCAGCAGCCAGAUGGAAGUUCUCAGCAAUCUAAAAGCAAAUAUUCACCAAGACUUGCUCGAAGACUUGCCGGCCAGAAUACGCAAAUCCCUAUCUGAUCUAGGAAUUACGUUAAAAAUUCCAAAGAAAAUAUUAAUGAAGGCGAUGGCAGAUUCUGUUGAAGAUCCUGGCGUGUUCAUAUGGAACCUUUACACAGCUUACUAUAAAAAACCUCCGAGUGAAUUGCGCCCUGUAUACGAUAUGAACGCAAUGAUUUUGAUGUCAUGUUUAGUAUUUGUGGAUUUAGCGGAGUGUAUUGAAAGCCUUGAAAAGUUAACAUAUACACCACGGGUACCGGCAGUCAUCCCUGAGAAAAAACCUCGGAAAAAUACCCAACCAAAUACUCGUUAUGGCGAAUAUUUACAAAAAAAUUACGUUAAAUGCUAUAGUACGCAUUCAAACAAGAAACCGCCUGAAAAGCCCCUGCCUCUUGGAUAUAAAGUUAGACUUCGCAGCACCGAGAGCUACGAGAAACUUUGCAAAGACCGUUUAUUUCUCGAAAAACGUAAAGAAAGAAACAAAAAGGAACAGCAAAGCGAACGAGUGUGUAAUUACAAAUUUUGGGAACCGCCUAGUACACUGCGCAACACGAACCCCAAGAUGGCUAAUCUCGUGAACAAGCAGAAAAUGUUGAAGAAAAGAGCAAAACCUAAAUAUAAGACUCCGUAUAAAUACAUUCAGUAUCAAGUGGGAGGAGUAGCAUUUGUAGGAAAUCAACCUCGAUAUCUUUUGAACAACGUUGCUGUUCUAUCAACGGGUUACAUACCAAUAAAUGGAGGAGUUUCUUUAUUCAACGGAGAAAUUAUCACAACGAUACUUGGUUAUUGGAAGUUCCCACGAGCCGUCAAACAAAUAUGUGAUGCCACUUGUGAUUGCUUAACUAGAUGGGAAGGCCCAGUAAUGGAAUAUCUAGAACAAUCGAGAUGCAAAUGUGGCCAUCUUUAUGACAUGCAUCACGAAGGAAAAGCCAAAGAAAGAUAUUUCCAUCCUCCGAACAGACACGGGCCCUUUUGGAUUGACAACGCAAAGAUAUUCCAGCUCGAUCCUUUAGAAGACUUCAUUAAGGACACGGUUAAGGAAUGUUUAAUGUCUUCUGAGCCCACGCCUCAGCUUUCAACGCCAACUAUAUCACCAUCAGGUUUAAAAUUGAAAGAUUUACUUGCGGCAUUUUUGGCGGAGUUAUCUGAUACGCCACUUCUAAUACCACAUUUACCACAAGCCAAUCUUUUGAGGAAUCUUCAAGAAUGGGUCAGAAAACGAAUAAAGGGCAAACUAACACCGCAAGAUACUAAAAAAUUACUAUAUCAAAGUCAACGUAGAUGGCUAGAUCUCAAGCACAUUGAUUUUAGAGCACGAGCCUAUAGAAUACCAUUUACACUUAAACAGUUAAAACAUAUCACUUGGUCCCAUAGAAAGCUUAUACAAACGUUGUUCGAGAUACUGUUAGAAGAUUUCGUUUCGAGAAACAGACUAAAGCAAUUGAAUCAAACUAGAAUGUGGUGGCCGACGACAAAAUAUGAUGCAUAUCCUAGUCCUAAAGCAUUUUUAGAUAUUUUCUUCACGUAUAUGCCUGGACGCCUUAAGGACACCUUCCUCAUAAACCCAUAUAGCUCGGAGCUUACGCCAAAACAUGGAGCCAAAACGUGUCCAUUAUAACAAUUUCUUUACUUAACGUCUUACUGAAUGAUAGCCACCGAGCUCAUUUGACAUUGGUUGGUUCUACAUUGCUGCUUAA
Molecule: messenger RNA, 2212 nt
Organism: Maniola jurtina (meadow brown)
Lineage: Eukaryota; Metazoa; Arthropoda; Insecta; Lepidoptera; Nymphalidae
Exons: 15
Coding region: 190-2133 (647 amino acids)
Source: RefSeq, a predicted model, not a curated record